Wallemia mellicola CBS 633.66 is the source of this 1599-nucleotide messenger RNA. Its product is annotated as MFS general substrate transporter. The coding region runs from base 44 to 1492 and encodes 482 amino acids. NCBI's taxonomy places the organism in Eukaryota, Fungi, Basidiomycota, Wallemiomycetes, Wallemiales, Wallemiaceae. Gene Ontology annotation, molecular function: transmembrane transporter activity. The transcript has 4 exons. The record is from RefSeq and is a predicted model, not a curated record. Gene Ontology annotation, biological process: transmembrane transport.
AGCCGAAACUAUCCAGUAGAGUGUGCCGUAUUAGUAAACAAUUAUGUCUGAUAAAGACAUAACCACCUUCGAUAAAGAUACAGAGAAGAAUAGUGAGCUAUUUCUCGUGGACAGCCUAGAGGGCGAUAGUCCUAAACUCUGGCCAGCUUGGAAGAGAUGGUCGCUCACAGUCUUUGUUGGUAUUAUCGCUAUAGCAUCAGCGAUGGCUAGUGCAGGCACUACUGGUGUUGCUGAGGAUAUAAUGGCCGAGUUCGACUUUACAGACGAAAUUGAAGCUACACUUUGUUUGAGUGUAUACAUGCUUGGCUAUGUCCUUGGCCCUAUCUGGGGACCCGCUAGUGAAGCAUUCGGUCGGAAGUAUACCCUGAUUUUCUGCCUUUGGGUGCUCACACUCUUUAACAUCGCAGACGCAGUCUCUAGUACGCCAGAAGCUCUAUAUGUUUGUAGGUUCUUUGCCGGUUUCUUCGGUGGUUGUAUGAUUAUUGUCGUCGGCCCCUGUAUUGGAGACAUGUUCACGGCAAAGGACAAACAAGUUGCACUCGCAAUAUACGCAUGCUGCCCCUACCUCGGUCCUAGCAUUGCUCCCAUAGUUAGUGGAUUUAUACACGAUAGCGGCACAAGUUGGAGGUGGAUGUUUGGCGUACUCGCUAUAUUCAGCGGGAGCUGCGCGAUAUUGGCUCUAUUUAUUCUCCCAGAGACAUAUGAACCCGUUUUGCUUGUCUGGAAAGCAAAGAAAUUGCGCAAGGAAACCCAAGACAAACGGUACGUCGCACCAAAAGAACUCCAGACAAAGGGUAUGUCUGGAGUCAUGAACGACAUUUUCACAAAACCAUUUGUUAUGCUCGCAUACGAACCUAUGCUUGCUGCACUCAGCUUCUAUAGUGCUUUCGUUUAUGGUGUUCAAUACCUCCUUUUUGAGGCCUUUCAAUUCGUUUAUUCGGCAGAGAAGGGUGGUCAUGAUAUGAGCAAUGGCGUACGUGGUCUCUGUUUUAUACCACUCUCGCUCGGUAGUGUCAUCGCUGCAAUGGUUACUGCUCUUUUCUUCAAUAGACGCUAUAUUAAGCGAAUGAAUGAGACAGGUGAGAAGCCACCUCCAGAAAUAAGAUUAGAAGGUGCCUGUUUGGGUGGUAUAUUCGGUAUUAUCUUCUUCUUUUGGUUCGGAUGGACAAGCUACCCAUGGAUCAGCCCGUGGUCGCCUAUAAUAGCCAGUACGCUGUGGGGAGCAGCACAGUGUAUGGUUUAUCUCGCUCAAGUGAGUUAUAUCAACGACUGCUAUACUAUUAGUGCAGCAAGUGCGCUCAGUGGUCUCGUCAUGUGUAGGAGUUUGUUUGCUUUCGCAUUUCCGCUCUUCGCAAAUAAGAUGUACGAGGGGAUUGGGCCACGUUGGGCAUGUACGAUACUUGGUAUAGUCCAGAUUGUCCUUGCUAUUGUUCCCUGGGUUUUGAUAUACAAAGGACCAGCAUUCAGGGCUCGUUCUAAGUUUGGAGAAUGAUUACAUUGACUCGGAUAUUCAAUUUAGACUAUUUGCAUACUUUUACAUAAUCAUUGCAUUUUUCACGUGUAUAUUAAUUAUCGGAUGAAUAUAUUUUUCUAGCUUUA